GUACGUGUGUCAAUUUAGUAAAUUGUAAUGUCAUUAAAGUAAAUCAUGUUCACAGUUUUUAUCGUACAGUGAAAUUAUCACAGAACUUAAUAAUUUAAUUAUUAUUGCGAUUCUGUUAAUCAAAGCUUUAUUCUAAAAUAAAAUGGCUGACACAAAUCCACAAGCCGGCGAUACGGGCCCGCCGAAGGGCAUUCCUGCUCUAAAGGCACACGUCAUAGCGAACAAAGUUGACGUAGCGCUUUGGGGGAUACGUCUCCUCACAGUUCUUUUCACUAUUGGCUAUGUCAUACCUAUAUUUAACAACCCCAUGUCAGCGUUCUUUAAAGCUUUGCUAGCGAACGCCGCGACGUCCGCGCUGCGGCUACACCAGCGCAUCCCGGCGCGGGAGAUCGCUCUGUCGCGGGAGUUCAUCAACCGUUUCUUCCUAGAGGACAGCGCCCACUACCUCUUCUACUCGCUCAUAUUCAUGAAUGUGGCUCCUAAUUUAUUAAUUUUGACGCCAAUAUUUUUGUUUGCUCUACUACACGCGGCGUCCUACUCACUCACAAUCCUUGACACGCUCGGGCAGAACUCGAUGUGGGUGGCGCGGCUGCUCAUCUCGCUGGUGGAGUUCCAGUCGCGGAACAUCCUGCGCGUGGCGGCGCUGGCCGAGAUCGUGCUGUUCCCGCUCGUCGUCACCAUGGCGCUCGUCGGGUACUGCGGGCUGAUGACGCCGUUCGUGUACUACUACUUCGUGACGUGGCGCUACGCGUCGCGCCGCAACCCCUACACGCGCAACACCUUCCGCGAGCUGCGCGUGCUCGCCGAGCGCACGGCCGAGCGGCCCGCGCUGCCCGCGCCGCUGCGCUCCGCCCUCGUCGCCGCCGUGCAGCUCGUGUGCCGCAUGGCGCCGCCCGUCGACCAAGUGCAGCAAUAACGCUCGGAUCGAUACUUGUGCGUGAUGCGAUCGUCGACUACAUCACUGAGUCCAGUUGCAUAUGAGGGUCUUUUAAGACUGCAAAAUAACAUUUUAAGUUUUCGCUUCUCACAGAUUUACUGCGAACAAUUUCUACUAUAGUUAUAACUAAGAGAGCUGUCUAAGGCCGUGGAUAUGACAUGCAAUAAUAUUAAAUGGUACAAUGAAUGUCUACACAAAUGAAAAGUAUAUUAUAAGUACACAAUGUAUUUUUGCAUUUUCACAUGUCUUGGUUGUUAAUAAGUAUUGUAAAUGGGAAAAGUAUGGUAUUAUGUUAAGUUAAUUUUAUUUAAUACUGAGAAGUGAACAAGUUUGGUCCAAUUUAAGUUAGAAAUUAGAUAAAAUAUAAUGUAUUGAAAAAUAUAUCGACGAAUAUAUUUUAUAAAAUAUUUGUCUUUACUUGUAUUUAUUUAAUCAUAUAAAUCUUCGCAUGUAUUGAGUCCGUUAACUGAAGAGCUCGGCGAUCAUUCCAUUUAUAAGCUGGGAAUUCUGAAUUCCUCGAUUUUAAAACUGACAACAUUUUUACGAUGACCUUCAACUUGUUGCCGUUACAUUAUUGUAUUAUAUAUCAAUUGCACAUGGUUUGGGAUGUAUGUAGCCUGGAUUUUUAAAUAAAAUGUUAGUAAGAA
Molecule: messenger RNA, 1584 nt
Organism: Vanessa atalanta (red admiral)
Lineage: Eukaryota; Metazoa; Arthropoda; Insecta; Lepidoptera; Nymphalidae
Gene: Kr-h2
Product: Krueppel homolog 2
Exons: 7
Coding region: 143-916 (257 amino acids)
Biological process (GO): endoplasmic reticulum tubular network organization; membrane organization
Cellular component (GO): endoplasmic reticulum; membrane
Source: RefSeq, a predicted model, not a curated record